GUGAAAUCGACUUCUGAUGAGAUUGUCCUGAACAAAGAGACUUAGACUGGCUUCAUGAGAAUCACCCAGCUGGUCCCACACUGGGAGACGCUGGGAGACACUAAAGGAACUAAAGAUGGAAAUUAGCCGUUGGCUAUAAUCUUGCAUAUUUAAAAACUCAGAGUCAAACAGAGGAGACAGGAGGACGCCAGUGGACGGUUGUGGGACAGCAUAGAGACGUUCACCAGAGAUGAGAAUCUGCUGAAACGGUUCUGAAUCCAGUGAUCUGUCGGAGAGAUAAAGUCUCUAAUCGUCGGCGUAGAGGAGGUUGUUGGUUGUUGUGGAGCAGCGAUGGGUUCCUGCUGCAGCGGGGACGCCGUCCGGGACGCCGCCGGCCACCAGCUGGUCCCCAUCAGACGCCACACCACCUGGCCGGAGGACGCCAAGGUGGUCACCAACCUGGACGAUCACGAGUUCUCCACCUGGGAUCUGACGGGGGGCGCCAGUCACAACCAGAGGACCACGUCCUUCCGUCAUCCCGUCAGUGGACAGAUUUCUGCAGAGAACAUGGACUUCAUCCUGCAGGACCAGCCCCAGGCUGCCUCCAUGAUGUCCAGCACCACGGUCAGCGAGGCGUCCACCGCCGUCACCUCCUCCACCGUCGACACCACCUCCAAGGGCUCCCGGUCCAGUGGGAAGGUUCACAGCUUUGGUAAGAGAGAGCAGUCCAUUAAAAGGAAUCCCAACGUCCCCGUGGUGGUCCGAGGAUGGCUCUACAAACAGGACAGCUCUGGGAUGCGUCUGUGGAAGAGGAAGUGGUUCGUCCUCGCUGACUUCUGUCUCUUCUACUACAAAGACAGCAGAGAGGAGUCGGUCCUCGGCAGUAUUCCUCUGCCCAGUUAUGUGAUUUCAUCGGUUGGAGCUGACGACCACAUCAGCCGCAAGUAUGCAUUCAAGGCGGAGCACACGGGAAUGAGGACGUACUACUUCAGCGCCGACACGCAGGAGGACAUGAACACCUGGCUGAGGGCCAUGAACCAGGCUACGCUAAUGGGACACACAACCAGAUCAUCUGAUAAGUUUGAGCCCUUCCCCGUUCAGCAGCAGGCGGUCCCUCAGUCCAACCACGUGAACCACCACGAGGCCCCGGACCCCCUUCGUCCCGUCAUCCACGAGGUUCUCCUGGAGCCGAUCCACCGCGACAUAGACGACCGCUGCAGCUUCCACAAAGACUCUCCGGGCGCCAUGGAGCUGGACCAGCCGCUGGGAGGCGUGGCGCUGGAGAUGGACACGCACACGUCCCUGCCCUCCAACCCGGCGCCCUGCGCCCUGCCGCCGCUGGACCACGUGUCGGCCUCGGCGCCCGUGUCCCGGGUCCCGUCCCGGGCCCCGUCGCGGGCCGCCUCCACGCUGCCCUCCAGCGUCUGCACCAGGAAUGGCCUGGUGUCCACGCCCAGCCCCAUCCUGGAGCCCAACGGCAUCGCGGCGGGGACGUACCAGAGGGCGCCGCCGCCCGCCGCCACUGAGCCGCACCAGCAGGUCCACCGGAGGAGGAGCGCCCUGGAGCAGGUGGAGCAGUGGGUCAAGGUGCAGAAGGCCGAGCACAAAGGGCCUCCAUCCAGAGAGAACACGCUGCCUCGCCGCACGCCGCCCACCACGCACAAGUUCACCUCCAUGGAUGCGUACCAGACUCUGCCGAAGACGCCGCGGCAGAGCCCGACCCCGGCCCGCCUCGGGGAGUACAAGUACGCCCAGGACCGCCUCAGCCACUUCCGUCUGACCCCGGACCCGGGGCCCGCCACCGUGUGGCAGCUGUACGAGUGGCAGCAGCGCCACCAGUUCCGCCACGGCAGCCCCACGGCGCCGCUCUACACCCCGGCCCCGGACUACCCGUUCGGGCCCCGGCCCCCGUCCACCGUGCCUCCCUCCUCCGCGGCGCCGCGCGGCGAGGGCCCGCCCCGCUGCGUGUCCGUGCCGCCGUCGUCUGCUGACAUCCCUCCGCCCGGCCCGCCGCCCGGCUGCAGCAGGACGCUGUCGCCGGCACGCCGACCGCACACGCCCGCCGAGAGGGUGACGGUGCGCCCGGCGGGGGACCGGUCCCUGGUGGACGGCCCCUUCACCGUGUCCCCCCGCAGGACCAAGUCCCAGAUGUUCAAGGCUGCUACUAUGGAGAGACGUUCAAUGCCUCCGUCUGGUUACAUCACACACACAGUCAGUGCUCCCAGCCUGCACGGUAAAACGCCCGAGGAGCUCACGCUGCUCCUCAUCCAGCUGCGCCGCCAUCAGGCCAAGAUGGCGUCGGCGCGGCAGCACGCCGUCAGCCAGCUGCAGCGGCUCAACGGCCCCAAAGACGCCCAGCACCACAACCACUUCCUCACCGCCACCGCCAGCCCCCUGCUCAGCUGUGGCCCCGCCCCCAUGUCCCACCUCGGACACCUGGGCCUCUCAGCCACCCUGGGGCCCUGCAGCACCCAGGUGGGGCCCUGCAGCACCCAGGCUGAUGACACGUACCUGCAGCUGAAGAAGGACUUGGAGUAUUUGGACCUGAAGAUCAGAGCUCUAGAGCCCCUGAUCCUCGCAGUUCACAGUUUACUACUGCACUGCACUGCUGGGCCUCUCAGGCCUCUGAUGAACGUAGCUGGAAGUCAAACACUGAAGGAGGCGGGGAAACCUGUCAAGGUGGCAGAAAGUGACGUGGAUGUGAAGCUGAGUCGGUUGUGUGAGCAGGACAAGAUCCUGAAGGAGCUGGAGGCCAGAAUCAGCUCCCUGAAGCAGGACAAGGACAAGCUGGAGAGCGUCCUGGACCUGUCCCACCAGCAGAUGGAGCAGUACCAGGAGCAGCCGGCUCACGCCCACAAGAUCGCCUACCAGCAGAGGCUGCUGCAGGAGGACCUGGUGUCCAUCAGGGCCCAGAUCUCACGCCUCUCCACGGAGAUGGCCCAUGCCUGGGAGGAGUACAUCCGUCUGGAGAGAUCAGUGGAGCAGCUGAGGAUCGUGCUGCAGGCUCACAUGAACCACAGCGCCACCCCUCAGCAGGAGAAGUCUGAGAUGAAGCGAGAGCUGUGGAGGAUCGAGGACGUGAUGGGAGGACUGAGCGCCAGCAAAGCCAACUACCAGAUCACCAUCGACUCGGUCCAGAACCCCGAGAGGAAACUAGUGCCUUCGGUGUCGGAGCCGGCCGUGCCUUCAGAGGUGCAGCCUCCUCCUCGCAGCUCCGUCCCCAGCAUCCUGUCCCACUCUCUGCCCCACAGCUCCCACAGCUCCCACAGCUCCCACAGCACCGUGCCAAAGUGGGCCGAGGACGGCGCCCCGCCCCGCCCCCCGCUGCCACGCCUCUACGACUACGAGGACACGCCCCCCGCGGUGCCGCCGCUGCCCAGAGAGGCCUCGGUGAUCCGCCACACGUCGGUCCGCGGCCUCAAACGGCAGUCAGACGAGAGGAAGAGGGACCGCGAGAGCGGACAGUACGUCCUCAACGGGGACUGUAAGACCGACUUGAGAUCGUACCUGAGUGAACCUGAGCUGCCGGGACUGAACCAGCACAGCUCCGACACAGAAUACCAGUACAUCCACAGCCAAGGCUCCCCGUCUGGACUGAACCAGUCCAACUACAUCUCGUCCUACGUCACCCUGAGGAGAAACCCCGGCAGCUCUGCCGCCAAGGAGAGACCUAAGAGUGCCUUGGAGCGCCUGUCCUCCCCCCCGGAGGCCCCCCAGGCCCCCAGCAGCGUGUCCCGGGGCCGGAUGACGGCGGAGGAGCAGCUGGAGCGAAUGAAGCGCCACCAGAAGUCUUUGGUCCGCGAGCGCAAGAGGAACCUGAGCUCCUCCGCCGGCCUGAGCUCCUCCACCGCCAGCACCCAGCGCUCCUCCUCCUCCUCCAGGCUGCCCUCCAGCACCUCGGACCCCCCGGCCCCCGUGUUUGACUGGCAGGAGGAGCGACUGGCUGCUGAGGGUCAGAGUGAUGAAGGGAGGGAGAGAGGAAGAGGAGGACGAGGAAGAGGAGGAGGAGGAAGAGGACGGUGGGAGGAGGAGGAGGAGUGGGUGGAGGUGACAGCGACAGCAGCUCGUAUCAGAGAGACGGACGUAGAACCACUGGAGUAUGACCUGGACAUCAGCCGGGAGCUUUCCAAACCCAGAAAAGUUCCGAUCCCGGAGCGUUACGUGGAGUCGGAUCCUGAUGAGCCUCCGAGUCCAGAAGAGCUGCAGGAGAGAUCAAUCCGGGCCCAACGCAUCAAGACCCUGCUGGCCAGAUCCAGUUUCCAGAACCGCCAGCCGUCGGCUCCGCUGGACUUCAGUGAGCUGGACUCGGCUCUGCAGCAGCAGGAGAAGAUCAUGACGGUGUCCCAGGCUCUGGCCUCCGAGGCCUCACGCAAGAGCAAACUGGUGGCAGCCCGAGCUGCUGCAGAGCCCUAAGGACAGGAAACAACAACAAACAACCAACAACCAACAACCAACAACCAACCAACCAACAACCAACAACCAACAACCAACCAACAACCAACAACCAACAACCAACCAACAACCAAC
This is a messenger RNA of Centropristis striata (black sea bass), 4506 nucleotides long. Its product is annotated as pleckstrin homology domain-containing family A member 7-like. NCBI's taxonomy places the organism in Eukaryota, Metazoa, Chordata, Actinopteri, Perciformes, Serranidae. The transcript is spliced from 27 exons. The record is from RefSeq and is a predicted model, not a curated record. The coding region runs from base 331 to 4392 and encodes 1353 amino acids.